Messenger RNA from Monodelphis domestica (gray short-tailed opossum), 1613 nucleotides. It is a transcript of the gene LNP1, whose product is annotated as leukemia NUP98 fusion partner 1. The record is from RefSeq and is a predicted model, not a curated record. Lineage: Eukaryota; Metazoa; Chordata; Mammalia; Didelphimorphia; Didelphidae.
GUAGCAAUUCAAUGUUAUUGACAGCUGGAGAUGCAUUAAAUAACUGAGUGCAUGGGGAAAACAGGCAGUGAACUGGGCUUCCCACCCUUAAGGCUAUGUAGCAUAAGCAUCCCUGUAAUGAAAAGAUUAAAAGGCCUCUUGUUUUGAAGAUCAGUGAGGGGGGAGCAGGUUAACUUAUAAAUAGAUACUGCCUGAAGCUCUGUGUUGCAUGUCAUUAUUUUAUAAAUCUUUUUUUUUUUAAAGGAUCGCAUUAUUAAAGACCAAUUGGAAACUCCAGUCUCUUUUCAUAUUUUGGAGAGACCUUGUUGAAGCUCUGCUUUGUAAUAUUUGCUUCGAUCAUAUUGGGUGACAAGCUCUGCUGUUUGGAACCAUCUGUACAUGGAAAAUGAAGAUGAUGAUGAUGUUUCCUUUGCCAAAUGGAUGAGCAGCUUCUGGGGCCACAGCUGGAUUGAUGAAAAUGAGAGAGAUUUAAGAAACAACAGGGAACGCCGAUCCCAGGAUAUCAGAGCUAGAAGGACCUCCCUGCCUUGUCCAACACAGUUUGCUGCCCUUCCCAUGACCAGCACUCAUGGAUCCUCUAGAGUUGUUCCAGUUUCUGGCCACCCUCGAAGGCAUUCUCAGGAGGACUAUGGCUUCCAAGGCCAUCAUCAUAUGAAGGCAAAAAUAUGCUCCCAGAGUGGUUCAUUGCAGGGGCAAAUGGAACCCAAAGGCAGAUCACAUUCCAUCCAGGAAUUUUCAGAACACUUUGAGCAGCAACUCUGUUUUAGAACCAAAAGAUCAGUCUCUUUGGAACCUGAGGCCAAAAAGGAGAGAAAAGAGAGGGAGAGCCUGAGAAUCAGUACAGAAGCCCAUCAGGAAACAGAGGAAAGAAGAAAACUGAAGGAAAAGAAGCAGGGAGAAGCAAGCAUGGGAGUCCUGACCAAAAAGAGUCAUGAGUAGCUCAUUAUUUUCACAUGACAACCAUAUGUAAAGUAGGUGAACGUUGUUUGAUGGAUGUUUUAGAUGUUAUAAGACUGGAGAGUCAAAUCUGUAAAAGAAAGUAGUCAUGGGGCAGUGGAACCUGGAAUAAAAAACAAAACAAACAUGAAAAAACCCACUAGAUGAUCUUUGUCCAGGAUUGGCAUUUAGCAUGUUUUCUCUCUUUCCUUUGAUAUGCUAGAGGUUUCCUUUGUUUCCUUUUCAAGAGAAGAAGAGGACCAAUGUAAUUUUAAUAGAGUAAAUUAAUUCUUGAAAAUGGAAAUAAAGAUAUUUAAAGAACUCCAAUACAUCUCCAUCCUAUCCCCUACUUUCACUGUCCCUAAUCCUAAAUAAGUUAUUUGAAUGAUUCUAAAGUUGUAUGCUUAUUACCUAAUUUUUUUUUCUGUGUUAUACAUGCCUCCAUCCUAUCUCCCACUUUCACUUUCUCUAAUCCUAAAUAAAAGUUAUUUGCAUGAUUUUAAACUACUUCAUAUAAAACUGAAACCCCCAAACAAAACCCCAAAUGCUUUCAUGUUCAUUUCGACUCCAAAUGUUCUUUCUCUGAGGUACUCAUUUUUCUUUAAGCGUUAAAUUCUGAUACUUUUGUGGGACUCUGGGUGGAAUUUGAAUGUGUAAAUAAACUUGGAUGGAAUUAA